Molecule: messenger RNA, 1425 nt
Organism: Penicillium arizonense
Lineage: Eukaryota; Fungi; Ascomycota; Eurotiomycetes; Eurotiales; Aspergillaceae
Product: WW domain-containing protein
Exons: 4
Coding region: 1-1425 (474 amino acids)
Molecular function (GO): protein binding
Source: RefSeq, a predicted model, not a curated record
AUGGCGCCCGAGGCCCCCGCGGACACAGCAGGCCCGUCCUCCCCACCGCCUCGACUACCAGAAGGAUGGCUCGCCCAGUGGGAGGGCGUCCAACGAAAAUGGUAUUUCGUCCAGCGGACAACGGGCAAGUCGCAAUGGGAAAUCCCAACCGAACCCGUUCUCCUCACGCCAUCAACAACACCAACUCCCCUCGGGCCGGGACCCUCACAAGUGCCAAACUCGAAUCAAACGGGCAAUAGUUCGCGGGCGGUAGAGACUGGGGAUACAAAGGCGGACAGGGAUCGUUCUGCGGCGGACAGUGCGAGAGUUUCCAGCUCCGGUAAUUCCCAGAUGCAUGGGGGACUGGAGAACCCUCUGCAUGGGUCUGCAGGAGUCCUAGGUCCGUAUUCGAAUCAGACCGGUCAGCACUUGCCCGGGGCGUAUGCGCAACAUCCUCCCGGGAACGACGGUGGAUAUGGUCCGGGACCGUUGCAGCACGGCCAUGCUACACAGAUGAACGGUUCUCAACCUGUUUUCUAUUCAAUGCCUGGGCAUCCUGGCUAUCAAAACGCCCCGCAACACUUGAAUCAAGGUAUACCCGGAGCCGCCUGGGCAAAUGCUGCUGCUGCGUUUCAGGGCCACUCAGGUUUUGACCAAGGGUACCAUUCAGAACCGUUUCAAGGGUUUUCUACUGGUCCACUACCUCCUUCGUGGAAAGAGAGUCAUACUCCUCAAGGACAGAUGACAGGACAGAUGACAGGACAGAUGGCUGGCAUAGUGAUCUCUCAACCGCAAUGGCAAUCCGAGUCGCAAUCGAAUCAGUCAAAUGGUCUCGGUGAUCACGUCCCAAUUAAUGCCCACUCAUCAACCCUUUCCCAGCCAUUCUUUGGGCCAUAUUCCUCUCAUAAUGGUACUGGGCAGUCCCCGAGGGAGUUUCCAUCUCGGCCCUCGGAUCCGUCCCUCCCUCGGGAAGGGCAACCGUCCCAGGCAUCCAUGGACGGCUUUUCUAGACAUUCGCCGCAGUCCGUGGCUGAUCAAGCUACAUCAGGUCACAAAUAUGGCGUCUCUCGGUCUCAUCCACAACAUCCUUCUACCGAUCCUGCGUUGCAGGGAUUCUCACCCUUGCAGCACGCUCAAGCUCAAUACCAGCAGCAGUAUAUGAUACGAAACCAGGCAGGGCCUGGUAUAAAUCACCAGACUCAGCAGAGCCAGCAGGGUAAUAUUCCUCAAUAUCAAAACCCUCUGGGCCACAUUGGUUCCAACAGUUACAUACCACAACAACAGUUUGGGCACCCCGGUGGACCUACAGGCUUCUCUGAAACUGCGUACCAAAUGCCCUACAGCCAGUCGGGCCACGCACCAGGAACCACCCGACAGGCACCUUUCGAGUCUCAGUUUGUGAGCGGGCCUUGGACGUCGACACCGCCUAACUCUGGCCCGCCCUAG